AUGUGGAAGCAAAGAGCUCGUAUGCGCUGGCUUACAGAGGGUGAUAAAAACACAGUUGUCUUUCAUGUGAUGGCUAAAACUAGACAAGCUAAACAUAAGAUUAGAAGCCUUGAAUGUGAUGGGAUAGAAUAUGUCCAAAGCUCGCAGAUUCUUGAAGUAUGCAUGGAUUACUUUAAAAAAGUCCUAGCUAGGGAUGAAGUGCAAGGGAAUUUGUUUGACGGUAUUGAAAACACAGUUAGGGUCACUGAGUCUGAAAAUUCACAGCUUUUACAGCCUAUCUCGGAGGAGGAGAUGACGGAAGGAGUGUGGAGUUUAGAUAAGGGCAGUGCAGUUGGCGCGAAUGGUUUUUCUAAUUAUUUCUUGCAGGAGUGUUGGGUGAUGGUUAAGACUGAAGUGGUGAGUGUUGUGCAAGAUUUUUUCUCGUCUGGGAAAAUGGUGAGGAGUAUCAAUGGAACUAUGAUUUGCCUCAUUCCUAAGAAAGUUAACUCUAAGAAAGUCGAAGAUUUCAGGCUCAUCUCCUUAUGCAACACUAUUUAUAAGACCAUAGCAAAGGUUAUUGUUAACAGAAUGAGGGGCAUCCUUAGUCGUAUUAUCAAUGUUAACCAAGCUGCCUUUUUGAAAGGGAAACACAUCCAUGACAACAUCAUGUGGGUGAAUGAGACCAUAAAUUCUAAGGAGUUUUGGGACAAAGGAGAUUGUUGCCUCAAACUUGAUUUGAUGAAAGCUCAUGAUAGGGUCUCCUAG
Messenger RNA from Nymphaea colorata (pocket water lily), 744 nucleotides. RefSeq lists its product as uncharacterized. The coding region runs from base 1 to 744 and encodes 247 amino acids. The record is from RefSeq and is a predicted model, not a curated record. The transcript has a single exon. Lineage: Eukaryota; Viridiplantae; Streptophyta; Magnoliopsida; Nymphaeales; Nymphaeaceae.